CCCCGGAUUUACUAAUAAUAUUCACGCAAACGAUCGCUCGAAAAUAAAAACUAAAAUAAUAAAGACCAAAUCCAUACUAUCGAGUAAUAAUAAUUCCACCCGACUAAUUUCCCCUGUCACCCUUUUCGGGACUUGCCUUAAGACCCAGCCUGUCCCUCCUGGUCUGUCGCAACUGGCUACUCUUUUUUCCCACCUAACCUAGGUUUCUUUCUGCCUUUCUUUCUCCAACUCGCCUCCUGGCUGUGGCGCCUUCUUUUUUGUCCCAUACGCAGCAGCGUGCUUCUUACGAACCGUGUCUCUUUCGUUCAACUACCAUUCUUGCAAUUUUCGAUUUCGAACCCAUAAUCGAGACAAUUUAGCUAGCCUAUUGCUGGUCGCACCGCAACCUCGUUCUUUAGUGUAUUAUCCUCAAAUAAACCCAACAGUCGUUUCCACUCCAUCUCUAUUCAUCACAGCAAUCUGUCGACAUGAACGUCAAUCGCAAAUUCGAUCGCUUUAAGCAAUGGGCGGGGGAGAGAAUGGGAGGAGAGGUCAAGACCACUCUCUCCGAUGACUUCAAAGCUAUGGAGACGGAGAUGAAUGUGCGCCACGAGGGAGUUGACCGUAUCCACAAGGCAACAGGCUCUUACAUCAAGUCUAUCUCGAAGCGUAGCGAAGGUGAGGAUAAGGAAAAGACCUUGCCUAUCGCUCAUCUGGGUAGUAGCAUGGUUGGUCAUGGUGAGGACUUCGAUGCGAACUCCGAGUACGGCCGUUGCAUGACCAUGCUUGGAAGGGCUGAGGAGCGCUUGGCUCGUCUCCAGGACGCUUACACCUCGCAGGUGAGCUCGGGCUGGCUUGAGUCGCUAGAGCAUUCCUUGACCCAGAUGAAAGAUUACCAGACCGCGCGCAGGAAGCUUGAUAGCCGGCGUCUGGCCUACGAUACCUCUCUCUCUAAGAUGGAGAAAGCAAAACGGGAAGAUUUCCGUGUGGAGGAAGAGCUCCGGACUCAGAAAGUCAAGUAUGAAGAGGCCAACGAUGACGUGUCUCGGCGGAUGCAGGACAUCAAAGAUUCCGAAGUCGAAGGUAUAAUGAACCUGGAAGCGUUCUUGGAGGCCCAACUUGACUACCACGAGCGAUGCCGCGAUGUGCUUCUUCAACUCAGAACAGAGUGGCCUAGCAGGCGAGUACAACCGCUAUCCCAAGCUCCAAGUGCCCGUCGUCCAGGACGUCCUCGCUCAAACACCGCGCAUUCAUACCACGAACGCUACGAACCACUGCAUGAGGAGGUUGACAAUGCGGCCGAACUGCGACCGAUUAUUCGAUCGACCAGGGCUACUUCAAUUGAACCUGCUGCGAGAGAGGUCUAUCCGCCGGAUGCUUACUCCCAGAGGCCCAUUUUGAAUCGGACUUCGACGUUUGAGGGCCCUACCCAGUUGCGCCAGGAGCAAAGCUCUGGCCCGUACCAAUGGCCAUCUCGGGCAGCCAGCGACAACUAUAUCGGCCGGAGGAAUAGCGUGCAAUCCCGGACCAUGGGCCGAUCAUACCCUGACCCAUACAUGGAACAAGAGGAUGCUAGCCCUAGCGGCACUAGCCCCGAGAGAUCAUACAUGGGGCGGAACCAGUCUCCAGGGCCGUCAUACGGGGGUGCAGUUUCGAGGAAAUCCAGCUCGACAACCUUGAAUGGCACGCCCCUGAACUUGAACAAGAAGGCCCCUCCACCUCCACCUCCCCGCUCGAAGAAGCCUGCCCCGCCCCCGCCCCCGAUGAAGCGUCCUAUUCUCAGUGGGGGCGAGUACUAGGAAUCGUCUUCUAAUCUCAGUGUAUCCUGCCCAUCUUGAAAAGUUGGAGCUUGGGGGUCCGUAGGAUCCACGUUCGCUCACGGGUUUCCGGCAAACUCGUUUAAUACUAGCCAUGUCUGUGCCAUGUUCAUCCUACUGGCGAGCGAUGAGUAAGGGCCAAUGGCUCAGCUGGCAAGCCUCGCACAAUUGCUAGUAGUCUCGACGAAAUCGGCGAGUCGCGGCCUGCGCAACCGCAGUGGUGGUGGCGGUGGUGGUUCCCCACGCAACACAGGCCAGGCGCCUCGCUGAUGUAUUGAUAUAUCGAAACGGGAAACUAGAAUGUCCGAUAGUGUAAUUUUGUUUUGCCCUGGGUUUAGGUCUUGAAUUAAUUCAAUGGCGUUGAGCAAGCAG
Messenger RNA from Aspergillus sclerotioniger CBS 115572, 2168 nucleotides. Its product is annotated as BAR domain protein. The transcript has 5 exons. Gene Ontology annotation, molecular function: protein binding. Gene Ontology annotation, cellular component: cytoplasm. Bases 468 to 1778 code for a protein of 436 amino acids. Lineage: Eukaryota; Fungi; Ascomycota; Eurotiomycetes; Eurotiales; Aspergillaceae. The record is from RefSeq and is a predicted model, not a curated record.